This is a messenger RNA of Symbiodinium natans, 2652 nucleotides long. NCBI's taxonomy places the organism in Eukaryota, Dinophyceae, Suessiales, Symbiodiniaceae. The record is from the annotation of a GenBank genome assembly.
AUGUGCUGGAUGGUGCAACGUAUGACUGCCAGCCACCUUCGAUUGGUCGUGGCCAAAUUGUCCCCAGCCCCUCCAGCCCCCGCACAUGAGAAGCAGGUGGCAGUCUCCUCGGCUCGGACCCUUGCCGCAACUUUGCAGCAUCGCUCUUCCGAAGCUGCAUCGUCGCAAAACAACACUGUAGCAAAUGUAUCGCCUUUGGUUGUCACAUCCGGGGACUCUUUGCAGGAUGUGGUGAAGAAGAACCACCGGCUCCGUGCUCUUCUAAAGACCAUGCGGUGGCCCAGGCUAGAAUCCUUCGAGGUGGGUGGCAGGGUGUAUGAGUUGCCUUGUCGACAGGCAGACCUUCCUGCCUGCGCUCUGGGCUUGUCCACAUCAGCAAGAUUGAGAUAUUUGGCUGGAUUUUUCGAUGGCGAUGGAUGCGUUGGCCCGUCUGCUCGGUGCAUGUUGACAGUAGAGCAGUCCGUCAACCAAGCUGGAGUCUUGUUGUUGUUCCUUGAUCUGUUCGGUGGGAGCGUGAGGCGCCAGUGUGAUGGAGUGGGGUUGUGUCGGCCGGUGUUGAAAUGGGAAGUGUGCGGCCAGAAAGCUUGCCAUGCCGCUACACUUCUGGCGCCGUAUAGCAUCACCAAACAAAAGCAGCUCCACUUAGUAGCUGCAUGGCCUCAGUACAAGAAGGCACAAAGACAACACAUCAAGGAGGAGCUACAGCUAUUAAAGAAGUACGAUUCUGCUGUGGUGGGGCAUUGCACGAUGGAGUACUUCACUGGGUUCUUCGAUGCAGAAGGGCACAUACAGCAGGGCUGUGGAGGUUUUCUGGUGCAGCGCUUCAGUCUGGAUGUCCGAGUUCGUCGCGAUGGCCCGAAUUUCCGACUUAUUUUGGGCCCUACGCAGGUUUGCAAACAGGUGCUGCAUCGCAUGCUAGCAACAGGCUUACUCUGCAAAGCAGAGCAGGCAAAGACCGCAAUGAGCUUGACACGUGCGAAUGCAGCACAGGUUCGCGCAACACUGGAAGAGCAUGUCGGCAACCAGAAGUUUGGCAAGAGGCUUGACGAGGAUGGUUUGCGCAGAGCGCACGAGAUUCAAGCAUUCCUGAAUCAGGUGGCAUACUUGAAGCGACGAGGGGAGGUGCACCAAGCGGCGUCAAAGUUGCAGGAGGUCGAAUGCUUGAGGAGCAAUCAUGCGCUGCUCAAAGCACGUCUUGAGAACCAGCAGCUCCAUGACUACAUUUGCAAGCUACACAGCCUGCCAAACUUGCCGACCUCAGAGCCGGUGAUUAGAAUGCCACGUGCAGAGGCGCAGUCGAAAGCCACAGGCCAGCCGCUGCGCUUCUUCGCCCAGGGCAAGCGCACACAGGUUCAGGAGGAGUAUCACAUCAUCGGCAGCUUCACCAACUGGGAGCGCACCGUGAAGAUGGAGGUGGAGUCGGAAGGCGUUUUUGGCUUCACCCUCACGCUCGGCGAAAAUCGCUGGGAGACGUUCCAGAUCUGGGAGGAUGGCGAUGAGGAUAAGGUGUUACAUCCAGGGUUCCACUGGGCGGACCGGGACUCUCCAGCCUUGGGGCCAUCGCGCCAGGGUGUGUGUGGGCGCUUCGCCAACUGGCGCGUGUCCGGAAAGCCCGCCCAGGUGAGGCUUUGCAAUGAAGACCAUGUAAGAAGCCUCCACCUGACACCGGCGAGCGAGGAGAUCCUCAUGUAUGCGGGCGAUACGGAGAUCCGAACCGUGGCUGCCUUCCCGGACGACUACGAACCGGAAGAAGCCGCCGGUGAGAUUCCGGUCGUGGAGCAGGAUGCCCACCUGAUUGGAAUGCCCGGCGACAGCUAUCGCGUGCGCCUGACUCUGGGAGGUGAAUACCGCAGAGUCGAUUGGCAGAAGCUGCCCCGGUCCUCGUCAUUUCCGCCUGAGGUCAUGCCUCCCUCGGCCUACUACGUGGCGGGCGACUUCAACUUCUGGGAGCUUCAGCCGAUGGAGGAGGUGGAGGAGCCGUCAUCCAGCAGCAAGUCGCGCAGCUUCGUGGCGGAGGUGAGGCUGCGAAGCGACAAAGAUAGCUUCCAGGUCGUGCGGAACAAGGAUUGGGAUCAGUCCUUCUAUCCCGAGGGCAGCUCCACGUCCACCUCCUCGCUGAGGGGCCCGGACGCCUUUGGGGCGCUGAAGGGCUGGCGGCUGCCCGGCAAGGCAGGCGAUGUGUUCCGAAUCAACUUCCGGCGGAGCUUGCCGUCGGCUGGCAAGGAUGAGAAGUCUGUUAGCUUCACGCGGAGCACCUCUGGCCCUUCCACUGGCCAGGAGCUCGUAGUCUCCCACGGCUACAGCGUGGUCGGCUCCUGGGACGACUGCAAGACGAAGAGGCCGAUGAUCUUCGAGAAGGACAGAUCGUCCUGGGUGGCUGAAGUGGUUUUGGGGGCCACGGGCGUCGAGUACUUCCAGUUCCUCUUCGAAGGCAACUGGAUGGCCCUGGUCUACCCCAGUACCAACGAGGCUCCCGCCUCUGCCGCGCCCCAGGGCCCUGACAGCAGUGGCGCCGGGCGCUUCUGGCGCCUGCAGGACGACAGCUUCAAGCCUGGCGACGCAGUGCGAAUUGCUCUCAAGGCCCUUGACAGACAAAACCUGCCCUUCAACCAGGCCUUCGGAAGCAAAAAUGGGGCCCUGGGGGGCUCCUAG